Zasmidium cellare ATCC 36951 is the source of this 2076-nucleotide messenger RNA. RefSeq lists its product as uncharacterized. Gene Ontology annotation, biological process: DNA-templated transcription; positive regulation of transcription by RNA polymerase II. NCBI's taxonomy places the organism in Eukaryota, Fungi, Ascomycota, Dothideomycetes, Mycosphaerellales, Mycosphaerellaceae. Gene Ontology annotation, molecular function: zinc ion binding; sequence-specific DNA binding; DNA-binding transcription factor activity, RNA polymerase II-specific. Bases 1 to 2076 code for a protein of 691 amino acids. The transcript has 4 exons. The record is from RefSeq and is a predicted model, not a curated record.
AUGGCUCGGGCUUCCGCAGCCUGCCAGAGAUGCCGUCGGAGAAAGCAGAAGUGUGACCUGAAGUAUCCAGAUUGCUCCAAUUGUAAACGCGCGGACAAGCCAUGUCUGACCUACGACGCGGCGAAGCAAGCAGAGGCACGAGAGAUUCCUCGCAACUAUGUGUCCCAUCUGGAAUCUCAGGUCCAGCAGCUGAAUCAGGAGAUUCAAGAAUUGCGACGCCAACAAGUCCAGCCAGCUUCCCUCCCCAGCCACCAAGAAUUCACGCCUGCUUCGAACGGAACAUCCACGCCUAGCGAAGAGCCCGCUGCCUAUGAACAUCUCCGCGAUCUGGACAAAAGUGUCAGAAACGUGAUAGUUGAUCCGUCCAUACAGCCACGCUUCAUAGGUCCGAGCAGCGGCAUCACACUCGCCAGGAUGGUCAUGGCAUCGAUCAAAAUCGACGCCUUGCCAUCAUCUGCAGGUACCUGCGAUCCGUCCUCACUCCAAGAACACUUCUCGACAGUAGCCGAGGCUUCCUCUCUUCCGCCACGUCACGCAGCAGACCACCUGGUCCAAGUGUACUUCCAAUACCGCACCCCUCAUCUGCCAAUCAUCCAAGCGGCUCAUGUCAAGAAAGCCAUCGACAAUGCAUUUGUCUGCACGAGCCGUGACAAUAGUGGAGUGAUAGCCGGAGGUGCCUCAUCCGAGAAAGAUCUCUUUAUUAGCUACAUGGUCUUCGCAAUCGCACUCUGUAACGUUCCAAGUCCUACUGGUGGAACAGGCCGGCCUCUGCAAAGUGAGGGCUGCUUCCGCUCGGCGAUCAAAUGGAUUGAAAAUGUCAUUGUUUUCUCCAAAAGUGAUAUCGAAACUCUCCGGGCCGUGCUACUCCUGGCUCAAUUCGCAUCUAUGUGUCCUUGGCGUGGAAGUCUGUGGCACUUGACUGGGAUCGCCUUGCGCUUGUGUGUCGACAUGGGAUUGCACUGGGAGAUUGAUGAACAGGCCUUAAUACUGAGUCAAGAUCUGCUUUAUGAGCGCCGGCGCUUGUGGUACUCAGCGUAUCAAUUCGACCGCGUCUUGGGCAUCACCCUGGGAAGGCCAUUCGGAAUUACUGAUGAGAGUACCCGAGUCCCUCUUCCCAAUCCAUGGUCGGUAUCUCAGAAGUCCCUUAGCAGCCACGAGGCCAUCAAAGAUUACGACACUCACCACCAACGAGCACAUAACCACCUUUUCGCCAUGUCACAGCUCGAGUCUGAAAUCAAGCAUGUCCAGCAAAGUCAGAACUGGCCCUUGAAAAUCGCCCAUCCCAAACCUAAUUACACGGCCUGGGUCCAGGACAUUCAACCUCGUCUUCAAGAAUGGUUCAGCACGAUUCCCGACCCUAGUCUCGCCCAUCCUAUGUCCAUCUUCGCCAAUCAAGCAUAUUGGGACGUGCUUUACAAUAACGCCAUACUACUCCUCCACCGCCAGAACUCGACCACGCAGACCUCUUCUGCCGAGUCCCUAUCCAUAUCUUUCGACGCCUCCAAUGCCCUCAUUGUCAAUAUCAAUCUACUCCAACGCGAUGGUCGCCUCGAUGUCCUUUGGAAAUCCGUCCACGACCUCUUCAUGGCCGGCCUCACCAUCAUCCUCUGCGUUUGGCAAUCAACCUCCAUCCGCUUCUCCCAGCCCGCCAGCAAGAUCAUAGCUUCCCUCAAGUCCUGCACAUCAACCCUCUCCGCCAUGUCCGUGAAUUUCCCCGGAGCGAUAGGAUGCCGAGAUGCCUUCGAUUCACUAUCCGCCGCAACGAUCGAUUGGCUACUAACAAGCGCAAGCAAUGUCGAGGAAACGACUCGAAGUAAAGACAGAUUCCAGAAGCAAGUCAGUGAUCUCCUCCAGCGGUUGGAAAAAGGAGCAGCAACACACCCGGGCUUCAGGCAGAGUUCCCGCGGAAUUCAGAUUGGAUCGACAAAUGAUAUAUCGAUGAUGCUAGGUGGUGACGGUCUUGCACUUGGAGAGAUGCUAAGCUUAGCCGCGCAGUACCCUGAUCUGGAGCAUGUCAUGGGCUUCGAUGGUGCUCUGAGGGGCUUCGGGACUAAUCUAGAGACGUAUUCCUUCUAA